Molecule: messenger RNA, 978 nt
Organism: Macrosteles quadrilineatus (aster leafhopper)
Lineage: Eukaryota; Metazoa; Arthropoda; Insecta; Hemiptera; Cicadellidae
Gene: bai
Product: transmembrane emp24 domain-containing protein bai
Exons: 5
Coding region: 152-766 (204 amino acids)
Biological process (GO): endoplasmic reticulum to Golgi vesicle-mediated transport; intracellular protein transport; Golgi organization
Cellular component (GO): COPII-coated ER to Golgi transport vesicle; Golgi apparatus; endoplasmic reticulum
Source: RefSeq, a predicted model, not a curated record
AGCCACCUCACCUACCUUCUUCCCGCUGGCCGCUAACCUUUAUGUGUAUGCUUGCUUUUAUGCUGCUAUGCUAACUUAAAUACAUGAAAAUAAUUUAGUUUUUUGCCUCUUGUGCCAAAUAUUUAGGAUCCCCGGAAAUAAAUUUUUAAAAAUGAUUUCAAAUUUAAUCUUUCUGUUGUUGUUUAAAACUUUUAUUGUACAAGCAAUUAUGUUUCAUGGGGUUCCAAAUGGACAGAAGUGUUUAAGAGAAGAGGUUAGACAAAACGUUCUGAUUGUUGGAGAGAUUGAAGUAGAACAGCAGCCUAAUCAAAAGGUUGACUACGUGGUGACUGACUCCAAAGGCCACAUUCUUGCCCAAAAUCAUGAUAUUGGGAAGUCAAAGUUUACAUUUGUCACAGAAAACUACGACACUUUCGAAAUCUGCUUCACGACUAAAGUACCAUUUCAACAAAGCUAUGUUGCGCAAGAAAUAACUUUACACAUCAAGAGGGGAGUUGAAGCCAAGAAUUAUGAACUUAUUGGAGAAGCGGCUAAGCUGAAACCUAUGGAAGUUGAGUUGAAGAGACUUGAAGAUUUAUCAACAUCUAUUGUCCAAGAUUUCGUUUUGAUGAGGAAGCGAGAAGUGGAAAUGAGAGACACCAAUGAAUCAACUAACAACCGAGUCCUGUACUUCAGCAUAUUCAGUAUGUGCUGUUUACUCAGUCUGGCUACCUGGCAAGUGCUUUACCUAAGAAGAUUUUUCAAAGCAAAGAAACUCAUAGAGUGAAGUGAAAUUAUUGACACUGACAAGUGUGUAUAUAUACAAGUUUUGACUAUUUCUUCUUUUAAUUUUACAGCACCUUUUAAAUUAAUUUAAAUUAGACAUAUUUAAGAUAUGUGCUUGAUUUUGAAUAGGUGUACUGUGAAUCCUGUAUGUGUGUUUAAUGUAAUAAUGAAGUGGAUUACAUUCUUUUUGGAUACAAUGUAUCAUACAUGGUA